CAAGUUAUCCAAACCGACCAAUCAGCCGGCCUGACGCCUGGUGCCGUCGAUCAUGCGACUGACACCUAUCAGCUUAGCACAUUUCUGGAGAUUGUUCCCCACAGGCUUUGCCCAGUUUCGAUCGCCGAGCUACCGAUUGGAGAGGAAGUUUUCGCGGUACAGGAGCCAAAGCAGUCACCUGCUGUGGACGAAGGCUUCCUUAUAAAGCGGCAAGAGGAAGUUCUCUGUGUUAGUGAAGAUCCGCCAGAGGAAACUGGCUCCUUCGCGUGGGUAAGACCACUUGAAGAACUAUCUGAAGGUAGACUCGGUGAAGAAGUAGUCUGGACGCAGGAGCUUGUGUCUCAACGGCCGGUAGAAGUUACAAACUCCUCAGAUCUUCAAAAGGCUCCUGUGGGUUCACAGCAACAGACAUUCCAGGGCGACGACGAUCAGGCUUUUGACCUAGUGAAGGAAAGUCGGACGGUACCCGACGAGGCAUCCAAUGUCGCUGAGGUUUUAUCAGAAGUCUCCGAACCGCUCUGUGUCGAGGCACUAAAGUCAUCUGUGAGGGUACUUGGCGAACCCUUGGCAUUCGAAAAGGCACACAGUUACACCUCAGAAGAUACUGGUAGUAGAGAAACUGAAAAUAUUGUUGAACCAGGUGAUCUCACCAACAGCAAGCAGUUAGAACAGGCCGUAGAGGAAUCCAUAGUUGCUGUUGAAAAGGCGCCUUCAACUUGUUCGGCGCAACUUACCCAAAAGAGAGUACGAUUUGCUCCUGCUGAAGUUACAGAAGUCUGGAACGAUUCCGACCGUGUGGAUUCCAGCUACGACAAACAAUCUCCGCCAGGUAAAACAUCCGCCAAUCAGGCCUCAUUCUUGCCCUCUGAUUCGCAUACACUUCUCCCCGCCGAAAAGGCCCUACAGUUCUCCGUGCUCGAAACUUCCGUGCCGAUAGCCGAAGCUGAAGACACUGAAGAGUCAGCACAUCAAUUCACUCCGAAAGUUGUUGAAUGCUCGCCAGUACAUGCGACCGAAGACGACCACGUUGGUACAACAGAAAAUCAGCCCUCCCCAGACGCGGUUAUUGAAGAGAAAGUAGAGAAGACAACUGCUGCAGCACCUGUUCAUCGGAAGGCACCUGUUUUUCCAGCAGAGGAUAACAAUUUUGAAGUGUCCUCGGAGGACGCACAGCAGCCUUCCUCUGCUAAAACUGUUCUAGACAGCGCAGCCUACCCCGAAGGCGAUUACGCAGCACAUAACCGGAUUACAGAAAAUCAAACAGAGGAAGAGAAUAGCUCAGAUUUAUCGACUGAUUAUAUCCCAGAAGAGCCAGUUACAGAGACCUGCAUUUCGUGUGGCCUUCUGCCGGAGACUUUGCAACACUUUGUGUUUGAUCAACCGCCCAACUAUUCAGACGCCGAACUCAACGUUUCAGGCACUGCGACAGGAGCACUUUGGCAAACGCGUGAACAUUUAUUUGUAAGCGGUGAAGAAACAGCUCUGGUGAGUGACCUCUCAUUGCGAGGUCAAAGUCCUGAAGAAGGCAAGGCCGUGCAGAGCAGAGCAGCAGAGUAUCCUCUGGCAAAUACUCUUCCCGAAGAAUUGGCAGUUAUUUCCGGAAGAGGAGACGAGACCCCUACCAACCUGCCAGCGGCCUACAAAGUCUUGCGCCAUUAUGCUGGAAAAAGACGGAAGGAAGCCAAACCAAACGUAAGAAUGGCAAGUGAAGAGCACCCCACAACGAACCGGCUGGAAGAGGAGGCAGAGUUACCAGGAGCCUCUACCGGGUGA
This is a messenger RNA of Dibothriocephalus latus, 1773 nucleotides long. Lineage: Eukaryota; Metazoa; Platyhelminthes; Cestoda; Diphyllobothriidea; Diphyllobothriidae. The record is from the annotation of a GenBank genome assembly.